Molecule: messenger RNA, 1536 nt
Organism: Striga hermonthica
Lineage: Eukaryota; Viridiplantae; Streptophyta; Magnoliopsida; Lamiales; Orobanchaceae
Source: the annotation of a GenBank genome assembly
AUGCCGGUGGCGGGUGGCGACAACAGAACUCCGGCGGGAGCCACCGACGACACCGAGACCUCUUCCGACCUAGCAAAACUCGACCGACGAGACCUGCUCCUCGGAGCCAGUGGCCUAUCCGGUGCUGCUGCGGCCCACCUUCUCUCCCGCGGUCCCCCGGCCCUCGCCUCUCCCAUCACAUCUCCCGACCUCUCCAAGUGCUCCACCGGCACUAACCUCAACACCCAACAGCCCCUCGACAUAAGUUGCUGCCUCCCUAAUUCCUCUGACGUCUCCGACUUCAAGCUCCCGCCGGUCACCAAAAUGCGCGUCCGACCCGCAGCCCACCUCGCCGGGAAGGACUACUUCGCGAAGUACGAAAAAGCCCUUUCGCUCAUGAAGGCUUUACCGGACGACGAUCCGCGGAGCUUCACGCAACAGGCCAACAUCCACUGUGCCUACUGCAACCUCAUCUACCCUCAGACGGGCGGGGCCCCGGACUCGAAGCUCCAGAUCCACAACUGCUGGCACUUCUAUCCCUGGCACAGAUGGUACCUUUAUUUCUACGAGAGGAUCCUCGGGAAAUUGAUUGACGACCCAACAUUCGCGAUCCCGUUUUGGAACUGGGACCACCCGGACGGCAUGAUCAUGCCGGAGGAAUUCGCGCGUAAAGGGUCCCCCCUUUUCGACGCGCGCCGCAACCAGAAACACCUGCCGCCAGCACUUGCUGACCUGGCGUACUCCGCCAGGUCAGCCACGAGGCCCGACAAGAUCGUCUCCAACAACCUCACCGUCAUGUACACCGAGAUGGACACGCCGACAGGGGAGGACAUGGGGAACUUCUACUCCACGGGUCGGGAGCCGCUCUUCUAUAGCCACCACGCCAACAUCGACCGCCUCUGGUCCGUGUGGCGCGGCCUGCAGAAGGGGAAGUCCGGGAAGUCCUCCAUGGACUUCCCGAACGACCCCGACUGGCUCCGGGCAGACUAUCUUUUCUACGACGAGGAGGGGCGGCUCGUGCGCGUGAACAACGCCGACACGCUGGAGACCGAGCGGAUGGGUUACAUGUACCAGGAUGUGGCCCUCCCGUGGCUGAAGAACAGGCCGAGGCCGCGCAACAAGAAGUCGAAGGCGGCGGCAUCCGCCGGAGCUCCGGCGGCGGCGGGGGUUUUCCCGGUGACACUUGACAAGGUAGUGAAGGUACUCGUGGACAGGCCGAAGAGGUCGAGGAGCAAGAAGGAGAAGGAGGAGGAGGAAGAGCUGCUGGUGAUCGAGGGGAUUGAGGUGGACACGGCUAGGUUCGUGAAGUUCGAUGUUUUCGUGAACGACGAGGAUGACAAGCCGGACGAGCUGGACAAGGCGGAGUACGCGGGUUGCUACGCGCAGGUCCCGCACAAGAACUCGAUGAAGGUUAAGACUAAAAUUAGGCUGGGUUUGACGGAGCUGCUGGAGGAUUUGGACGUGGAGGAUGACGACAAAAUAAUGGUGACGUUGGUGCCCAAGGCCGGGGGUGAGGACAUCACCAUUGGCGGUAUCAAAAUAAUUUAUGCCUCUUAA